AUGCUCGACGCUCAUCCAUUGCCCCAGAUUGGAUCAUGGGCUCAAUUGAUGGAAGACGAGGAGCCACCUGAGCCGCAACUGGAAGAACAAGGGAAAAGCAAAGACGCUAAAGAACUUGGUGGCGAUAAUGUUGGCUUGCCGAUUUCCUCGCUCUGCGUUUGUGUCAAGAAUUUGCCUCCAAAAGUGUCUCUUGAAGAAAUCUUCUUGCAUUUUGGUGGAAGAGAUAAGGUUGAGCGCAUCUACUUCAUCAGCGAAGAUAGGUCGUGUCUUCUCGCAUUGACUUCAGAUUUGGCAAAGAAAGCUGCACGGGAGCUUGACGAGAGCUACAUAUUCAAGGAGCAAAUCAAAGUGUCUCUGGCUCAUCCCAAAGAUCCGGAAACAUAUUAUAAACAAGCUGAUCCUAUGCCUUCACCUGGACUUAGUCCUAAUGCUACUCCAUUUGUGCCACGUUCUCGCCUGUCAUCCCGCCAGUCAUUCUCGCCGACUGGUCUUCAAAUGAUAAGUCCACGGACUGAAUGCCAUGGCUUCAGUCCGAGCAGCAUGGGCUCAACAUGUGAAUCCAACCAACCGGUCCAACAGCAGCAUCUUCCACCUCGUCCACAUCAGCAGGACUACCAAAGGCCAUUCACGAUCACGAAUAGUGAUCGACAACGCUCGACGUCAUAUCAACAAGGAUCUGAAUAUGGAAAGUUUUCAAAGCAAAGAUACGACGGAUUGGCCACGAGCAAUCCUCAUUCACCGGCUUUAAAAAUUCCAAGUCAAAGUGUUGGUCCGACGGCAACGGUAAGGAAGCCAACAAGUGUUGAGCUUUAUGGAGAGGCCAAACCAGUUGAUACGGCGACAAAAUUCGGGGAGAUUGACGACAAAUUGAGGCAAGCGGCUCGAAAAGAAACGCAACAAAUGCCGAUGGAAGAGGCAAAGCCUUCAACGACACAUUCAAUAAAGUCGAAGUCGGUGCUUAAUGACUCACACAAUGAUAGCAUUGGCAAUGUCGAUGUUAACAUGGCGUCCAGAAGCGAAAACAAAAUGGAUUCAGUCCCUAAACAAAGCACUCAGUCUGCUUCACCGGUUCCCUUCAAAGAUUACGGAUCAGUCACAAUUCAUCGUCGUCGAAAUGAUCCAGAGGUUACUGAUUCACCCGCACCUAUUGAUCCUGUACAACAUCCUGUUGCGCCCAUUGUCGAAGCGGUUGCAAAGAAUGAGAGCCCUCGAACGCGCACAUUCAGUCGUACAAGCACACAUCCAAGUCGCUCUAACUCGGAUAUGUUCAAGAAUCACAUCGUGAAACAUUUGGGUUCUCAAAUUGAAAGUGAUCGCUCUCGGAAGGAAAGCACGAAAACCGAAGAAACCCGGGAAACGUGUGGUGAAGCAUUGAACCGGGGGAAACCUCCCUUGGACAAAACUUCUUCGUCCCGUGGCCCACAUGGACAAAGCAAUGUUGCUAAUCGUGUGACAGGACAGCCAUACUCCCUGAAGUCAAACCAACCAAAGCCUUUACCACAUCGAGAUGGACGCAAAGAUCCCUUUAAAAACGAUCAUCCCGUUGAAAAUGCAAAAAAGAUGACGGCUGAUGACUCAAAGCAUCAAAAUAAGGAAAACAAUAAGAAAAAGUCAAACAAGGAGAACAAGCAAUCGGAGCAAGUGACCAAGACGAACUCAAUUCUUGACAAAAAUCCUUUCAGCGCUCUUCAAGGACUCGAAAACAAU
Mesorhabditis belari is the source of this 1707-nucleotide messenger RNA. The record is from the annotation of a GenBank genome assembly. NCBI's taxonomy places the organism in Eukaryota, Metazoa, Nematoda, Chromadorea, Rhabditida, Rhabditidae.